CACUUUUCUGUUCACUCAUUUACUUCUCAGAGAAGGCAGGCAGACGUUUUUCGUCAUUAAUGGGGUUGAAUCAUUCAGUGGUGACCAAUUGAGAGACAAGAAACUGAUUCAUCAUUAAGCACUUGUCCUUCAGUUCAGAGUGAAACGAAACUCAACCGUAGAGCAUUGAGAAGCCGGUGUUUCUGAGACUACAAGAAGGUCCACUAUACAAGUUCCAUCACAGCUCAUCCAAUGACACAAGCUGUCCAGCUUGGGCCGUUCAAUAUCUAAAGAAUGAGAAAAAGGACCAGGAAGAAGUCAUAAUGGAGGUUCUAUGGUGUCUCUAUGUCAUCCUGCUCCUCCCCCUACUAACCUGCUCCAGCCAACCACAGUCCUUUCUGCAGUGUGUCAAUGACUUCAUCAGUAACAUCACAUGUGUGUUGAACAACACAUGCGUGCCCCCAGACAUGCCAUGCACACUGCAUGGUGAAUAUGCCGGGAUUAAAAGGCAAUGUGAGAUGAAGUCCUUGGGCGGUUCCAACACUUUGAGAGGCGGCAGUCUGGUCUUUGAGGGCAAUCCUUUCUUUUGGGACGAUGAUAAAAUACCCAUUGAUGUACGGUGUGGACAAGCAGAAGAUUAUGUGAUACAUAUUAACUACCUGUAUCAACCAUUUAACCACAUUAAAAUGCAUCCCCCUGGCAAGCCGACCGUCACCAACGCCUCAGUCGCCUGGACACCAGGAGCUCCCAUUUCAGAAAUGAUAUUCAACUAUGACUUCCAACUACAGUGGAAACAGGAACUACAUCACUGGGAGGAUGCUGUGGAGGUGAACAUAUCAAACAAACAGACGUAUUUUGACCUGGACCCUGACAUGCUGGAGAGAGGAAGGAGGUACCAGGUCAGAGUCAGGGUUCGAGUCGUCCCAAACAAUUACUCAGACUGUCAGUGGAGCGACUGGAGCCCCAGUGCAUCAUGGGUCUCCACUCUGGGCCAGAUGAAGCCAACAGGUAGUCCUGAUGUUCUAGACCAGGACUUUGUGGUGGUCACCGUGGUGGGAGCUGUUGUUGUACUGGUCCUGCUGGUCUCCAUGUUGCUCUGCAAAGGAAAUGCUGACAGGGUCAAGAAGAUUCUGAAUCCUCCUAUACCAGAUCCCUCCACGUACUUUGAGGGCCUCAAACUCCAUCAUGAUGGAAACUUCAAGGCUUGGCUGGGUCCUUUGUUCGCCCUUGAAUCCAUCAACUCUGCAUUGCACCGUGAAGACAUCUCCCAGGUAGAGAUCACCGACAGCCUGGACAACGUCACCCCCUUGAGGACGGCACCACCACAGGAGAAGAGAUGGGACAACAGUGGCCACUCCUCCUGCUCCGGCUUCUCCAACUUCAGCUACUUCUUAUCUCAAUGCUCCCAGCCUGGAUCCACCUCCACCAAGCUGGUACCCUGCUCUGUACACUCCCCUUACGGACCAGUAGGUGGCACUACUGAAGAGAUAGAAGAGUGGAACGAGGAGAACAGAGGAGAAAGGAUGGACAGUAAUAGAGGUGUAGGGGGGAAGGACGGAGAUAUCAGGGGUGGAGGGAAAGAUGGAGAGAUGGGGGGUGGAGGGAAGGAGGGAGAGAUGGGUGGUGGAGGUGUACUUGAAGGCAUCAGUGCAGGUGAAGAUAUCCUCCAGGUUUCUUCUUACGGGCGUGUUGAGAAGCUCCAGGCCGAGCGUCGGGCCCUCAUAAGCCCAGAUUCAGGCAUCGGCAGUGGGGGAGAGGAUCAGGAAAGUCAGGAGAGCGUGGAGGAUGCGGUUGGGCCUAUUGCAGCCACCCCCCAUUUUGUCUCUCAGGAUGUCAAUUUUGUUCCGCUUCUUCCUCUUAUCAAUAACAAUAACUUUCCAUUCUGCUCCACCCCCUUACCCAUUUCCCUGUCUGCUUUCCCCCAGCUUCCCUUCACCCUACCUGGGUUGGAUAGUGUAGGGGGAAAGGGUACAGAGAUGGAGGUUGGAGGAGGUUCUCUCACAAUGUCUUCCUCCUAUGAACGUGUGGAUAAUCUCCAGCUCCAGACCCAACGCCGUGCCCCUCAGAGCCCAGAUUCAGGCAUUGGCAGUGGGGGAGAGGAUCAGGAAAGUCAGGAGAGCGUGGAGGAUGCGGUCGGGCCUACUGUGACCGCCUGUAACCAUAUCCCUCUUAUUACCACUAACAAUAUAUUUCCAUUUUGUUCCACCCCCUUACCUAUUCCACUGACCGGUUUACACUUCCCCUUCUCUGGGUUGGGAUUGGCUCCAUCCCUGGGUAUGAGUACCAGUCAUCCAUGCAGGCUGAUCGAGGAGAUGUCUCUCAUGUCUUCUUCAAUGGCUAUAGAGCCCUCUAGUGGCGACUACAUGCCAGUGAAAGAAGCUCAGAGCUGAGCUUUGAAAACAUUUUUACCAAGGUCUAGGUUUGGAAAAGUCUUGUAAUUUUCCCCAAAUUCCCUGGUUAUCCAGAAAUCCUGGUUGGAGGAAUCCGGAAUUCCUGCUCAUUCCAUCCUGAUUCCGGUAAACUUCCAACCAGGAUUGAGAAAGUUACUAGAAUAUGGGGGGGUCAAAAGUUUUAGAACACCUACUCAUUCAAGGGUUUUUCUUUAUUUUUCAUAUUUUUGACAUUGCGGAAUAAUAGUGAGUACAUCAAAACUAUGAACAACACAUAUGGAAUCAUGUAGUAACCAAAAAAGGG
Salmo salar (Atlantic salmon) is the source of this 2673-nucleotide messenger RNA. The record is from RefSeq and is a predicted model, not a curated record. NCBI's taxonomy places the organism in Eukaryota, Metazoa, Chordata, Actinopteri, Salmoniformes, Salmonidae.